Molecule: messenger RNA, 1319 nt
Organism: Hevea brasiliensis (rubber tree)
Lineage: Eukaryota; Viridiplantae; Streptophyta; Magnoliopsida; Malpighiales; Euphorbiaceae
Product: protein CDI-like
Exons: 2
Coding region: 303-1076 (257 amino acids)
Source: RefSeq, a predicted model, not a curated record
CACUGCUCAUAUUUCUCACCGCUCAGUCUCCUCUCUCUCUUUCUCUCUGUCUGUCUGUCUGUCCGUCUGCAAAACCAUUGAACAGAAAUGAAUUCUAUUGAAUAAUCCUCUUGACAUUAUUAGUAGUGACAAGUACCAAGAAACACAAAUCUCCAACUCCAAAAUAUUCACAAAGGCAAAUUCUUCACGGCCCUUAAGUUGCAUUCCUCAAUUCUCUUCUUCAAGAUCUGCAUUUCCCAUUUUACAGAAAACAGCUUAAACACCAAUCCUAUGAUCCUGAUUCAUGAUUAGCAAUUAACGCAAUGACCAUAACCAAUGGUGGGAUUCACAAAGUGAACACAAAAGGAGGCAUAACAAGUGACAAACCCUUCAAGAUCCUUGUGGGUUAUGAUCCUCGUGAAGAUAUUGCAUAUGAGGUAUGUCGCCAUUCCAUCAUGAAGCGAUCUUCAAUUCCUGUUGAUAUCAACCCCAUCAUUCAAUCAGAACUUAGAAAGAAAAAUCUGUAUUGGCGUGAGAGGGGCCAGUUUGAAAGCACAGAGUUCUCUUUUAGCCGUUUCUUGACCCCAUACUUGGCCAACUAUGAAGGUUGGGCAAUGUUUGUUGAUUGUGAUUUUCUCUACUUGGCUGACAUUAGGGAACUGAGUAAUUUGAUUGAUGAUAAAUAUGCUAUCAUGUGUGUGCAACAUGACUACACCCCUAAAGAGACCACAAAAAUGGAUGGGGCAGUGCAAACUGUGUAUCCAAGGAAGAAUUGGUCUUCUAUGGUGUUGUACAAUUGUGGCCAUCCAAAGAAUAAGGUGCUGACACCCGAGGUUGUAAAUACGCAAACAGGUGCUUUUCUUCAUAGGUUUCAGUGGCUUGAGGAUGAAGAAAUUGGGUCAAUCCCAUUUGUGUGGAAUUUUCUUGAGGGCCAUAACAGGGUUUUGGAGGGUGACACCACAACAUUUCCUAAAGCAAUACAUUAUACUCGUGGAGGGCCAUGGUUUGAUGCAUGGAAGAAUUGUGAGUUUGCAGACUUGUGGUUAAAGGAGAUGGAAGAAUACAUUAACGAGAAUAAGAAGGUUGCUGAAAAUUAGAUUGAAUCAGGCAUCAACUCUGGUAGAAUGUUGUUCUUAAAUUCAUGGUUUUAUUAGUAAAGCUUAUUUGCUUAUGUUUUAUUCAUGUAUUCUAUUAUGAUGAAUUUGUUAUGUGUAUCCUAGUAUGAAGCUUCUCUGGAGAGCUAGCUAUGGAUUUGGUUGCUAGAGUUACCACAUUGGCAUUUCUAGCGUAUGAAAGUCUUGAAUAUGUUUAUUUAUUUAUCACCUCAUUGGGGGUGUAAA